UCCCAAUCAAACAAUGAGUAACACUCAAGACCUUUGAUAGAAAGGAAUAUGUAAUUUUACAUCAGUUUAACUUUUUUGUAAUCUUACUUUUGUUGAUUAGCUAACAUUGCUGACAUAAUAUCUCUUAUGACACUGAAACAAAAAAUAAAAUAUGACGAGAAUGUAUAAUCUGAAAUAGAGGAAGGUAGUGCCUUCGUUGAAGCCAGCUACAUGCAACCAGUCACAUUGCAUAGUGGUGGUUCCCUUGAUUCCAGAUGUUGGGAGGGGUAGACUUACCCAAACCUAGCCCAUCAGUUCUUUUUGUUCUUGCAAGAAGUGGCUGCCUUAACAAAAAAUGUGCCAUGCCAUGCUUUAAUGUGUUUUGAGAUGCUUUCACAUGCAAUUUUAUUUAUACACUUAAAACUCUUGAUUAACUUGAGAUUGUCAUAUAUCUGUUGGUAUUUUUGUCGCUGGAUUUUAUUUGGAGCAAUCCUGGUGCAUGCACGGUUUUUUGAGCUAAUGGUGUUCGUUCAGGAUGGGUAUAGAUCGUAAGGAUGUCAGAAUUGUUUGCCACUUUAAUAUUCCCAAGUCGAUGGAAGCCUUUUAUCAAGAGUCGGGUAGAGCUGGUCGUGAUCAAUUGCCCUCUAGAAGCGUGUUGUACUAUGGAACGGAUGACCGCAAAAGAAUGGAAUUUAUUUUAAAAAGUGCUGAAAGCAAGAAGUUGCAGUCCUCAGGUUCACAGGAUGGGUCCUCAAAGAAGUCCAUAGCUGAUUUCAAUCAGGUGGUUGAAUACUGUGAAGAGUCUAACUGCCGUAGGAAAAAGAUCCUUGAGAGUUUCGGGGAACAGGUGACUGCAUCAUUAUGCAGACGUUCAUGUGAUGCAUGCAAACAUCCACAUUUAGUUGCCAAGUAUUUGGAGGAGCUUAUGACUAGUGCUUUGCGCCACGGAAAUGGAUCCUCUCGAAUAUAUAUAAGCAGCUCCUCAAAUCUCAUUGACAAAGAACAAUUCUCCGAAUUUUGGAACCAUGAUGAUGACGAAGCAAUUGAAUCAGAGGAAGAUAUAUCCGACUCCGAUGAUGGUGUUGAUGUUGCAAAAACCCUGGCUCAGUCAAGCUUGCCAUCAAAAAGAAGAUUAAAUGAUCGGAUUAUGCUGCUGCAGCAUGCAGAAGAAAAAUAUUAUCAGAACAAAGUCCCUGACAAGCAGGUCAAGAAACUUGACAAGAAUGCCAUAUCUGAAACACUCAGGGAGUCAAGCAAGCAAAGAUUAUUAAAUGCUCUUAAGCAGAUCCAGCAGCAGCUCACCCAUGUACAGAUUGAUUUUGAAGCAUCUGCCACCAUUCUAGAAAAUGAAUGCCACAAGAAAUAUGGGAAAGUUGGAAAAUCCUUUUACUUAUCACAAGUGGCGAGUACAGUGAGAUGGAUUCCAACCGCAAACAUGGUUGAAUUAACCAAUAGGCUUGGCAUUGCUACCAGUCCUGCUUCCGAGCACAUAAGCUCGAAAACAAAUUCCUCUUUAAUGUCACCGACUAUGUUGGAUCAGGUAUCAACAGAAGUUAGUAGCGAAGAAGUCCAUGGCAGUGCUAGAUCAGAAACUCCUUCAAGCGCAUUGCAAAGCAUUUCCCAAGAUAUAAAGCUGCCUCCAGUCCCAUCUUUUUCGGAAUUUGUAAGCAGCAAAAAAUCUAAGGAAAACCAAACAUCCACAUCGAAAAAGCAGUCCUCCAACAGAGUUCCAAUGAAUCUGGAGAAGAGAAUGAGAUAUCAGUAAGUUGAAACUGAUACUACUUCUGUAUGUUUGUGUUUUGCAUGCACCUGAUCACGGGCAUACUUGUUACCUUUUCGUUGGCCCCAAGGGACAGCAUAGUUUCCGCAGCAAAUUCUUCUACAUAUGGGCUUCUUUUCUAUUUAUUGUCAAUCACCAAGGGUUCAUUCCUCCAUGCCUGUACAGUCAGAUAUAAAAAAUUAACAGUCACAGAUGAUAUCUGAUUUUACAUAGCACGUAGCCUUUUGUUUGUAGGCUGUUAAAUUUUGGUGAUGUCAAUGUAUUUUAUGGAUUUGGAUUCUCUGUUGUUUAGUUUUUUAACAGUAGGGGUGUUGUUUUUUAAAACGACAUUGUUUUACACCAACAUGACAUCUUUUUAUUAAAUAGAACGACAUCGUUUUGGUGUUAAACGACGUUGUUUUGAAGGAUAGCACCUCUGUUGUACACAAGAGGAUUUUGUUUAGAAUUUCCCAACCCAUCACCAUACCAGGCAAACCUUCACAAAAAUCCAGUAAUUUUUUGUAUUUCCUUCAAACACAACCUCCAAAGCCACCACCAACCCCCAAAACAUCACAGGGGUCUC
Molecule: messenger RNA, 2321 nt
Organism: Ilex paraguariensis (yerba mate)
Lineage: Eukaryota; Viridiplantae; Streptophyta; Magnoliopsida; Aquifoliales; Aquifoliaceae
Source: the annotation of a GenBank genome assembly